AUGGAUUUCACAGGAUAAUUUAGAUUAGAUGAGGAUUCUAUGGCAAUAAAUAUCUUCCAAACACCAGUAAAGGGCUAAUUCUAAGGUAUGUUUAAAUUUUUCAUCGCUUUUCAUAUAUUAUAUAUUACAUGUUCUGGCGGAAUAUUUUCGCGCUUAUACAACAAUUUUGUGACAAAAAAUUAUAUUUUUAGAUUCCGAAGCUAAUUGUAAUUCACAAGCAAACACAAAUAAGAAAUUAUUUGUUUAGACUGAGCCUUUUGAUAAACCAAAGAUUUAAUUAGAUCCUAUAAAAUCUCAAAAGAAAUGGAGCUUAAAAUAAAUUAGUAAUCGAGUUAUGAAAGAAUUAUAACAUGAAGCAAUGGCUUAUAGUGAUAUUUGUUAAUAAUUGACAGAUGAGAUGAUUAAAGAGUUUGAUGGAUAAUAAAAUGAUAUACAAAAAGAAAUAAAAAAUCUUAGAAGAAGAGUUUAUGAUGCUUUGAAUGUCAUGAUUUCUAUAGGAAUAGUUGUCAAAGAGUAGAAAUUACUGAGAAAAAAUGCUGAAACCUAAGUUAAUCUAACCAAGUAGAAUUUAAUAAUUAGAAAAGUAAAAAUUAAAAUUAAUUUAACAGCAAAAAUUAAAAGAAUUAUUAUAAAUAAAAAAAGCAUCAGCAACUAAUAAAAUUAAACAAUAAGAAAGCCUUAAAAAAUUAGUAGAAUUGAAUAAAAUCAGAGAUGUAGAUGAAAAUGAGAAGAUUAGAUUUCCAUUUAUUUUUGUCAAAACUUAACUAAAUAAUUCUGAUGAAGUAUUCAAUUAUUAUUUAAAUAAAUAGGAUGAAUUAGUUCUUGAAUAAAAUAAAACCAUGGAUUAUUUAAAGGUCUUUAGUAAAAACUAACUUGAUCUGCAAUUAGAUCUUUGUGUAGUUUAAAAACUAUUUCAAAGUGAACAUAUGAUAUUAUGA
Messenger RNA from Paramecium sonneborni, 938 nucleotides. Lineage: Eukaryota; Ciliophora; Oligohymenophorea; Peniculida; Parameciidae. The record is from the annotation of a GenBank genome assembly.